AGAGGAGAUAUCAUUUUGCCUUACAGAUCACCUUCAGAUCACCUUCGCGAUCGGGUCACUUGCACUUACGAGGUGCCCCCAAGUUCCGAACUGCAAUCGAUCGAUCCUGUGCCUGGCCAACAAAUACAGAGUUCCGCCGAGGUUACUGUUCACCUAACCCUUUCACAAACCGAAUCUGGGCCGAUCACCCAUGAUCCAGCGAGCGACUGCAAAAAAGAGUGCAAGCACGAUCACCUAGACGAGACUAAUCGAAAGUCAUGGUCAAUGAGCGAGGGAUGUUCAGAUAUUCAGGAAAAAGCACGAGAAAACACAGAGUUGGUGAGUGGUGAGAAAGGAAUACAGCAGCCACUUGCUUUGUGCGAUAAAAAAGAAGAAGGAAAAGAUUACGUAUACGCUGUGGUUCAUAAAGAAAGAAAAGGCGGAGCCAGUUCUGGAGCAAGCACUCUCAAAAAAUCAUCGGACCGCCCUCAGGAAGGAACAGGGUCACCGGUGAACCGGAGGUCCUGUGUCGAUUGUAAUGAUCGUUCGUCGCAUCCAACUGAUUUAGGACUCGACAAAAACACAGAGACUGCAGAGAGCGAGACACCUCAGGCUGGCGGGAACAGUGAAUAUUUGUACGCAGCUGUUGACAAGACGAGAAAGAAGAAACCGCCACAGGUAAUAAAUUUCACAAAUCCUGAGAACUUUCUUCCUUUUAUGUGGCAGUGUAUACUUAAGUAUGCCUAGGCAUGAUUACGUUAAGUCGGGCAGGCUAGCUGUGACCGAGAAAACAAAACCUAUAAAUAUAUAUUUACACAUCUAAAACUAUAUAUCUAAUUUGUUUAUAUUCAUUAAAAAAUUAGUGUCCAUAACUGUUCGCUUUUGUCCAUCAAAAAGAAAAAAAAAAAAAAAUUUUUGAAAUUCUUAAAAUAUUAAAAGAUAUAAAAAAUGUUUAUAUUUAAGUAAUUAGCUAAUAAGACUUUUCAUAAAAAUAUUAUAAAACUUGAUUAAUAUUAUAUGUUUUUAUAAGGAUUUAUUUGUUGAAAUGAACUAUUUUGAAAGUACUUUAAAUGAUCUUAUUAUUAUUAUUAUUAUUUUUAUUAUCAUCAUUAUUAUUUUAUUAGCAUCUUUUUUUGCUUCAGUGCUGUUUAAUCUAGGGAAAAAAUCUUGAUACAUUCACCUCUUCGAUUCAAAUUAUAAACCGAUGACAGUCAGGCGUGCAGCUGAAAUACGGCAGCUGGACUUGCUUUUAAGUAUCUAAAGGUUCCUCGAAAAACUACAUGGGUAUAUCAAAACUAACAGACAAACGAACAAAAAUAAGACCAAAAACAAAUCACAGCAAAAGGGCAAGACUGAUCUUGUCAGCUUAUCAUAUUCGUUUCGUUUUUUUUUUUUUUUCUCAUUAGCUACUAUGUUGCUAAUAUUAUUCGAUGUCGCUGGUUUCACGAAUUGCCUAUAAGAUAUCAUUCACUUUCUAAUGAUCUAGAAGCCCCCUCCAUACCGUGGUCUUGUGUACGCAGAUCUGGUCCAUUCCCGAGAAAGUAGCGCAAAGCUUGUCAAAGAACAGUCCCAAACAGUGUACGCCCAAAUCGAUCAUGCCAAGACAGCAAGCGUGAUGAUAUCGCAGCACAAUCUGGAGGGAAAAAAGAAAGGCGAACAUCAGUGAACUCUGUUCGUUUUCAAUACUAAAAAUAAUUUCACGAAGAACAUAAAAAUUAACUUAAACCUUAAAGAGAAAUGAUUGCUGUUAGAGAACUAUUAAAGUAUAUGUUUACAUGUAAGUGUCUUGCAUGUUCCCCAACCAUCAUUACAAGUUAUCCUUUAGGAUCAGUCUAACUAACAACUUUUACAAUGGUAAAAUAUUGUAACAAUAAGUAAUGUUGUGUACCAGAAUACUUACGAUGAUUUACUUUAAGGUACAUAAAAAACCGAACAAAAAAAAACAGUGUUACUUACAAGGGAUAAGUAUGUAUGGCGAUUAGUUGGAAAUCAGCAUGCUGCGCUCGGGCGUACAGAAGGAAAACCUUCCGAAGGUUCAAAGCACUUAGAACUUGGAAUUUAGCUCUAUGUAACUGAGAGGCUUUAUCUUUGUAUAGUUGAACUAUCAAGUGAAGUCAAGAGAUUAUCCUUAAUUUCUUUUCCCUUUUAUAAUUAAGUUAUGAAUUCCAAAGGCCUGACGACGUUUAAUUAAACUUCAGCGUUAGCGUAGUACUUGCUUGUAUUUCCAAAUAUCAUGGUAUGGUGUAUCAUAAAAUAAAACACGGCAAAUAAAUGAACAAUUUUAUAUAAUCAAUGGGAAAUAUUUGAUAACGUGAUUAGAUUAUUCGCGAUACAUAUUAUUCCUACUGAUGAAAAUGACACAACAAUCUGCCAGUAAAUUCUGGACGGAAAGGUACUCCGACAAUGCUUUAUUUUGUUUGUAUUGUGUGAAUUAUGUUAUGUCUCAAUCACUAAGCUUUGGAAUUCAAGCGAUCACUUAUCUUCCAAACUGACUAUUCGUGUAAAGAACAUCAGUAAUACCGGCUUAACUAUCACAGCAGUCAAACGUCGGGCAUGCGUAAGGGGAUCGAUUUUCGCCGGCCGCGUGCCAAUUUCCCGCUCAAAAUAUCCAAGGAAAACUUAAAAAGGACAGCUGCUAUCCUGGAAAAUAGGCGAAAGAAUAUUGAAACAUUCAGAGGAAUCUUCUAACAGACUAAAAAUAUAGCCGUUAAGCGCAAAAAUUGGCAAAUUUUAAACGUUGGUCGAUAAAAGAACCUUCACCGUAUAAAUUUUUCAUCUUAUCACGAUAAGGAAGAAAGUGAAACAUCAGCCGUAAAAUGGCCAAAUUUUUUAACGUUAGUCAAAAAAGCCAUCAACUCACUGAUACUCCUUUAAAAGGAAAAACAAAACUAUGGUAAGGAAAACUCCACUUUUUGAAUACAACAGGUUAUAUUUGAAAAAACCAUGACCUCCAGGUACGUGUAGUUGUUUGUAACUCGUGUGAGGCUACAUGGAUUUGACAGCCUGAAAGCACGCCAAAUAGUCAAUACCAGUUUCACACAUGCACAAACGUUUGACUGUUAUGUCCACUCGACUGUGCCGCAGGCCACUUUUUUGUUUCCUACCGCAUUUCGUCGUUACAUGUGAUCAUUUCCUUAACAGAUUCACAGCAACCUGGAAUUCAUUUGUCAAUUGGGUAGUCACGACUACAAACUUCCUGUUGCAUCAUACAAUGUAUUAUCGAUUCCGGCCUUUCUCGCGAAGUUGAUGACCAAAAAUAGAUGUGCGUAAACGUGUAUCAGUGGGUAGCGACAGUGUAUCGAGUUCUUGUGUCAGCCGAUUUCUCAGUACGGACUCGGAUUUUUAUUUGUUCUUUGCGACAAAUUAACAACACUCUUCAUUGUUUUCGGCCUUCAUACACACCCUCUUCCUCUGUUGCUUGACCUCGUGAUCUAGUUCCCUGUUUCCAUUUAAUGGCUUUAAUUUAACUGUUUUCUCGAAAAAGACCAUAUUUUCCACAAGUUUUCAUCAGAAACCGGCAGGAUUAUGAACAAUUUGGACGACAGAUCAGAGAAAACAAAAACAGAUAGUAUGUCAGAGUAAGGUGGAGCCCUUUCAAAGCUCUUCCUAAAUCAGUUCAAAACGUGACAAAGCAAAAUCAGAAAUCUUUCGGAGAGGUAAGUAAACAGAUAUGACCAGGCCCUCAACAUGAGGAGAUGAGCCAUCGUAUCACGUGGGCUAAAUAAUUUAGUGGGAAAAUAUAAUUCUCGAGAUUUGAAGCGCAGGUAAGUUGAGAUCACGUUCAGUCGAAAAAAAUUUUCCGGACUCCGACAGGAAUCAUCCGAUCAGUUGUUUCGGUCCUACUAUGUGCCUCUUAAGACGCUUUUCUGUCCGACGCGAAAUGACUGUUGGAAGAUUGCUAUAUCACUCUUCGAAUAUACUGAUGACUGGGUGAGGAACUACAUCUGGUUGACUCAGUGUUGAAUCUUAAAAAUAAUUUCUAAACUUUGCAUUGAACAAUCUUUCAGAAAAUAAGUCACUGACCCAAAUAUUUGCGGAAAUAUUGAUAAAAAACGCUCCAAAUUUCUUAAUCUAGCUUACAUGUAAAUAUCUUACUUGAAUGAAAGCUUUAAGUGAUCAAAAUCAGGUUACGCAUCGAUCUAUUUAUUUGCUUUUUUUGGUUUGUUUUUGUUCAAUCGCUAUCAUCACUGAAGCGAUAGUCAGGCGGAAACCCAAGUUACAGACAAGGUGACCGCAAUCAUUUCCAUAUACAUGUCCGAAUGCGCGUGGGUUUAAAUUUCUCUGGAAUCGCUCGAGUAUUCUUGUCUCAAGCAAUACCAAACAGUUAAUGACUUAAACGUUUAGGACUCGCAUUUGUAUUUAAUCUUCUCAUCUAUUUUAAAAUAAUGUAGGAAGAUUCCAAAAUUUUCUAAUCAGAAAAGUAUCGGCCUUCUUCAUAAAUCUUAGACUUCAUGUCUGGAAAAUGUGAAAUAUCACAAAUUCUUCCUACUGCCUUAAUUGUCAACCGUUUAGUCACCGGAAAUUAUUCAAUGAACUUAGAUGGAUAACAGCCCUAAAAAACCUGUGUUCAUCAACCGAAUUCAGGGAGCGUUAGAAUUAGAAAUAUAUCCUUUUCUAAUUGGUUAACCAUAAUGUAUUACAUGCCAGCAUAGAGAUGCGUCAUAUACAUUCCAUACUCUGUAGCUUCCUGUAGUUGACAAAUGUGUUGUUCAUUAACAAGCUGAAUUUUUCUUCGUUUUUCUCCUCAAGGAGCUUGACACCUUGGAAGAAACAUCGUUACGUUAUGCAAAGUACAGAGCAAGUCACUGAAGCGACACGGGGCCGGGAGUCCUUUGUUUUUCAGUCUUAGAUUAUUGCUGUAGCUUAGUUAUAUCUGGUGCGAGUUUAGUGUAUUCCUAACCACAUUGAUAUCAUUCUCGUAUGUAUUGUUAUAUAUCAAGGAUUACCAAACAAAACGAAAUGAGAUAAAGCGGAAUUAGUUAUGUGAUUUAUUCAAAUUAAUGGUGGAAAGGAAAGAAGAGAAUGUGCGUGACUAUUUUGGGGACGUUGAUAUGGUUUGAGUCUUCAAACUGGACAGACAUCUUCUCUUGCGCCAGAAAUUUAUCAAACUUUCUUUAAUGAGGGCAUUGAUAAAGAAAAUAAGAAUACUCACAUACUUAUUAUUUCUGUUAAAGUCGCUCCUUCUGUCAUGAUGGGGUGGGAUGGAAUAAAAACGGAUUGAACAUAGAACAUACGAUUCAGCUACGUUAAUCCCGAAGGAAGAAGAUGAUCCAGGAACGUUUAUUACAACUUAAUUUAUUCAACAGUCCACUGUUGACCAUAUUUAUGAGGUCACAUUCGGUAACAAUUACCAUACCUAAAUUUCAUUUUAUUUUGCGACAUGACAGAGUGGUUACAGAAAAAGACACGACUAUUACCAUGCACUCAAGCGAUUGUCCAUACAUACUAUAUCAUGUCACUCCAAAAACUCACCUACAACAGCUGGCUUAUAUUUAUCUAACAAAAGUAUGUCUUAUAUAUUAAUUAAGGGCCAUUUAGUUUAGAUACUGCUGCUAUUGGCAUAGCACCGUUUUGUUCGCAAGGGGCAGCGCAUGAUAAAAGUCCUUGACCGUAAUUUCAGCGCAACUCGAUCAUGCCCGAUAGAUGAUAUGACGGUUGUCGGCAAGCGGACACCUUUGUUCGGGGGUACAAAGUGCAAAGGGAGGGCAAAUGUUUCUCUUUUGUUGUCUGCUUAUAAGCCCGCAGUAAUUACGAUAGGCUAUUUUUACUCUUAGAGGUAAGAUUUCAAAAACAGGACUAGUAUAAUUUGCUCACCUAGAUUGAUGGUCAGAAUCGAGUCUUGCUGCAGUUGUACGGUAAACUAUCUGGAUAUAUGGCUAAAUGCAGCUCCUAUACCCCUACUUUUAAUGUAGAUGUCUAAUCCAAACUUUACCCUGAAAGUUUAUCGCCGCAUUUCUUGACCCCUUAUCUUCAUUUCUACUUUCUCAGAGCUCUUAUUGCUCGGAAAAAUUAACAGACCUAGUUGCCUUGCCAUUUCUUUUUCUUUUGGGCUACUUCAUAGACAGAUAUGUUUAAGUGAUGGGGGCAAUAUUGAGCGCAGUGAAAUUGAACUGAAAAAGACAAUAUUUGUUAAUGAUUAGGAUAAAUCAGCUCUUCUUCUUAAAAUUCUAGAUAAUUCGCUGCUGUUGAAAUCGAAAUUUUAUAGGGUGUUUAAGGAACAGAGCUGAUGGAAGCUUUUUGUUUUCGAUAUGGCAAGAUCUUGGGCCAUAUUUUAAGAACCACGCGCUUCAUUUUGUGAAACAAUAACAGGAACACAAAAAAACAAAAUACCGGCUUCAUCCCGCUCGCACUGUUUCAUAGCAAGCUACAAUAUCACUGCUAUCGCCCACUUAAGUUUUCUCUGAACAAUAGUCAGUAACCACAACUAUAACAUACUUAGCCGCAUUUUGAUGAAAUGUAUGUCCUGCGGAAAACCUUCUUAAUUCGGGAAAAUAAUUAAAUUGACUGAACAAAUAUGUUCGCCGGCUGUUAACCGUGAUUUUGACAAUAAGAAACAAUCGUUUUCUGGGUGUUAAAUGUUUAGGAAAACCGCCGGAUAAAGAGACGGAAUACUUCAAUUCACCGGCUGGAAAGCAACGGGAAACUUUGGAUUGUCCAUUAACAAAAAAAUUCCAGAAAGCGUUUGUAUAAUGCCACUUUUUCCAAGAUUAAGAGCUUAUUUUCUGAUCAGGUAAAAAUAAUUUUAUUUGACAUGAAUAAAUAGGCAUUAAUAUUGAAAUCAUCUGAGAGCAAGUGUGAGACACCAUAGAAAAUCAUAUGAUUGAACACCCCUAAAAUGCUAGUUUGCCGUUUCCAUAAUUAAGAUCGUGAUGUAACGGAGCUACCCAGCUUUCCUUAUUUCUUUUAACUGAAGUUUGUAGUCAGUUUUCUCAACGAAUAUAAUUAACCACACUUAUACACGCGUGAUUCAGAUGAGGCUCUUUAUACGUACAGUAAUACCAUUAAUCAUAGCGAAUUCAAUAAAAGGCUUUGGAAACCAUUAAACGGGUGAGCACUGCCUGUGCUGUUUCAUUUGCACUUCAUAAAGUUUCAUUUUUCGUUAUUUCAGCCUUGACUUAUUCAGGCAGAUAACGUUGUUUUAAAAGCAAAACACGACAAAACAAAAAAAAGAAAAAGAAAAGAAAGGAAUCUGCUUAAGGAGAAUUGUUUGAGUAGCCUAGCCUAUCCAUUGUUCCUUCAAGGGUGAAAAGAAAAUAAAAGAUAACCGAUUCUUCUAGAUGGGUUUGCGGAUAAGAGCUUGUGCAAAAUUCUAUCCCCGAACAACUCAAAAAUUUCAGCUCAACCUAAACACUACAUUAAGGCAUAAACUUGUCCAACAUUUCUUAAUUUCUACCGUCUCUUCCCUCUCCAGUGGAGUUGAUUUAAGUGUAAUGUUAAAAGCGCAAAAUGCUGGACGCAAUGGAGGCCAAAUUUCAGUUUUUGUGCCCAGUUACGUACUCCACCUAUCAGAAAUUCGAAGAAUAACUCAAACUAAAGAAUAAGUUUAUUUACCUUAGCGUAUACCUGCUUUACUACUUCGCAUCAUGCCGAAAUUUUCACUGGAAAAGAAAAAUAAACAACACUAGGUUUUACAUGUUUACGACAGAAGCAGUGGAUUAAAGCCGGUUUUUCGUUUGUUUUCUGUUGUCUGUGCCGUUGUAUUUGUUACUUAAGUAUUGCCACAUCGAAAAACAAACAAACAAACAAAUUAAACAAACAAGAACAAAAAACUUCCGUCAGCUCUGUUCCUUAAACACCCUAUAAAAAUUUCGAUUUCAACCUCACUGAACAUUUCGACCGUAUCUGCAGUAAACAGGAGUCUACAGGAAAUUAUGAGGAGCGCUGCUUGUUCUUCAUUAUUGUGUGCGCUUGGUGUUGCUAAUGUUACUGAAGACCAUGUCAUCAAUGGUUAGUACAUUCAUCCUUAAGUAUAUAAUUAUACUUUGAAUUCAUCUUGGUAAAAUAUGAAGUGAAGGUGAUCAAACGAGUACACUGUAAAUGUAUCUUUCUUGCGGGGAUGUUGCUGGGACUGACUCAAUGCUUUCCUUUGAAAGAAGGUCAGUUUUGUUUACAUUUGGCAAGGAAAGCGAACAAGGUCGGCGUACGGUUGAGGAAAACAUGUUUAAAAGGAUAUGUGUCAAUUAUCAUAACUUGAUACUCUAGAAAUCAGCUUCCCUCUGCUUCCGUCAGCUCUGUUCCUUAAACACCUUCUAAAAUUUCGAUUUCAACCUUACUGAACAUCUUAGACAGUUUUUGCGCUAAAUUGCAAUCAAUGGGAGAUUUGAGGACCGCUAUUUGCACAAUAUUUCCGUUUGCAUUUGGCUUUACUAAUGGUACUGAAGACCAUGCCACAAAUGGAAAGCACAUUUCUCCUUAAGUUUUUAAUUAAUAAUACUUUGAAUUCAUCCUUGUAAAAUAUGAACUGAAGGCCCUCGAACGUGUAUACAAUCAAUGUAUCUUUCUUGCGGGGACUGUGCUCCAACUGUUUCAAUGCUUUUCGUUGAAAGUACGUUAGGUUUUCAAAGACAACGCUAUGGACAUUGCUUAUCCCAGCAGUAUGCAGGACGCGUGUCACAUGAACUUCGUAGUAGAUAUCGCUCACCGGAGAGUCUUUGUAGCGCAGUGGUAAAGUAUCGGGGCGCUGAAUGCGAAGGUUUGAGGUUCGAUUCCUCUUGGAGACUCAGAAAUUUUUCUUUGUCCCACGCUCGUGACAAGACGAAAAACAUCUUUCUUUAUUUCUUUACCGAGCUAAAAAUUUACCAUCUCUCUUAUUCUAUUAACGUCAGGUUUGUAUACAUUUGGCAGGAAAAAGCGAACAGGGUCGACGCAUGGGUUGGGGAAAAAAAUUACAAAGGAUAUGAGUCGAUUAUCAUUACUAGAUACUCCACAAAUCAGCUAUAAAGAAGCUAAACGAAAAAGUUUUAAGUCCUAACCACUUAUAAAACUAGCGCAAAAGCGAGAAAAAUAUAAUUUGUGAGGGAAUAGUAAAAGCUUUGCACUGAAGCAACCGGAAUUUGCAGUUCUCUUUAUCGUCAAUUACUUACGAAAUUAUUAAUAUUGUUCUUCUUUCAACUGAACUACUGCUGCAUAUUAUAUUUCGAUUCAAUUUAUAAGUUCGCGUUUUUGCGUGAGGUUGUGCAAGAAUUAUGUAACAGCGGUAACGUUUUAUUUCUCGCCAGUAUAGGAAACUAACUCAGUCGUUUAGUUAGUUUUCGCUUGCGCCGUAACAUUUUUGUUUAAGAGUUUUACUACCUAAUCUCGUUACGCCUCAAAUUGUAAGUUGGUUUCUAUUUCAUGUAGCUUUGCCGUUAUUCUUGUUGUUGUUAUAUUUGUACUUAGAUAUUCGUAUUUCUGAUAAUUUUUUGUCGAAUCACAUUUACACAUCUUUACAUCUAAAUGUUUGGCUCUCUGACAGAAAGAUUAAACGUGCAUUCAUGUUGUGGCGUAAAACAUGUAGUAUUUAGCUACAUACACGAUUUUAUAUAUAAACGCCUACGUAUUUGCAUCAGUUACCAUAAUGUAGAAACAAAGUUCAAGUUCACCUUUAUCUCAUUAUACAUGGGAUUGAAGGGAAAGGGAAGGUGGAUACCACCCCUCAGGUGUUUUUUUACUUAUGUAGUGAUCUUAUCUUGGCAAUUCAAAGUUUCGUUCACUAAAUCGCUACUGCACCAUGGCAGAUGUAAAAACUUUCGUGUAUGUCAGAGGGCUUUAUUCAGUUCUCCUUCUGUGCAGCUUCUUCUAAUUCUUGAAUGAUAUAUACAAUUUAAAGAUAUAUACUUGUUCGUCUUUUUUCUCUUUUAUUGGUCGGCCUCCCAUAUACUUUAGUUAUGGUCUGCUCCAAGUAUUAUUUCCACAAGGAAAUAAUUGACUGGAGGAGAGCCAGUGAAAAAUGUAGCAAUCAAGAAAAUGGUUCACUUGUCUCUAUGGAAACCGAAAAAGAAUGGCUCUUUUUCAAGAACUUAACCAAAGUGCGAACCAAGAAACGUUGGCUCAUUGGCUUUGAAAGAGUUGAUAGAUCUCAUACGUGGCACUGGUUGAGUGGAAGCAUCGCCUGGGUCAACGGGAUAUCAGCUGGAACAUGGCGUUGGAAUAAAGGAGAACCAAACAAUCUUGAAACAGAAAAA
Molecule: messenger RNA, 10142 nt
Organism: Pocillopora meandrina
Lineage: Eukaryota; Metazoa; Cnidaria; Anthozoa; Scleractinia; Pocilloporidae
Source: the annotation of a GenBank genome assembly